AAAGGGUGCAUGAAUCGCGGUGUAUGUUGGGAUGUUAAUGGUGAGCGUGUUGAAACUGACCGCGGGCAGGACACGGGUCGAGAAUGAAAAGGUUCAGUAAAUACGACACAGCGAAAGAGAGUAAGAGACAGAAGCUGCUAAAGGAAAUUGAAGACCGAAAGCUUCCCUAUUUAACACCUAGACAUGUGGAGUUUGAACAACUGUUAAAGGCCAAAUAUUCCAAAUUAUACUUGCAACGGGCCAGCUGUGUACCUCAGGAAAUUCACCAAAAUGUCCAACAGGGACUGACAAUGCUUCAAGACUGUAAGUGUUUUUCUCAAGAUCUUGUUCAAAUAAAAGGCAAAGAUGUGCUUACACCAGUAUGUCGACUACUCAUAGGAGAUCCUGGCUGCACAUAUCGUUACUUGGAUACAAGACUAUUUACAAUACCUUGGCCUUCUCAUGGUGUUGAGGUGAAGUACAACAGUGAUGAAAUAGGUAAAGCCUGCCAAGCUAUUAAAGAUCUUAAUGAAUACUUACAUGUGGAAGCAAUGAAAAUUUUGUUGGAUCAUUGUUCAGCUGAUGUUGAAGAAAUUGGAUUUGAGGCAAAGACAGCAACUUCCACGGUGGUUAAGGACUCGGGAUAUAUGGAAGAUAGAACUUGUCACAAUAAACAAAGCAACAACAGAACUAUGUUAAAGGAUAGAACCUCUUUUAAUGUGGCCCUAUUGAACUACUUGGAUCCUUCAAGAAUGAAAUUUCUGAAAGAGGAACCAUACUUUGGAAUGGGAAAGAUGGCUGUGAGUUGGCAUUAUGAUGAAAACCUGGUGGAAAGGUCAACAGUUGCUGUGUAUAACUACAGCUGUGAUGAUUUAAUACCUACUGUAGAUGAAAGCAACAAGACGUCAAUAAAGGACAGAGAUCCGGCACUUUGGCAUGUCGGCAUGAAAGUUGCCUGGGACAUUGCUACACCAGGAUUGGCAUUGCCUCUAGAAUCUGGAGACUGUUACUUUAUGCUUGAUGAUUUUAAUAUGACCCAUCAACAUUGUGUGCUGUCUGGAAUUCAGCCUCGCUUCAGUUCUACCCACAGAGUGGCAGAGUGUUCAAGUGGUACGUUGGAUUAUAUUUUUGGGCGCUGUGACGUAGCUAUGAAGAACCUGCGAAAGGAUCCAUUAUCAGGCAUUUCCUCCCUGGUUUCUUUAGAGCUUGUUUAUGUGAGACAAACAGAAGAGAUUCAUAAUGAGGUUGAAUUUGAGUGGUUGCGACAAUUCUGGUUUCAAGGGAAACGUUCAGCAAAGGCAAGCAACUGGUGGUUUGGACCAAUGAUUCUGCUGGAGAACUCUUGGAGAGAGAUGGAGCAAAUGACGAAGAUUUUGCUGUCUGAAAUCAAUAAGGCAGAAUGGCCUUUAGAAAGAAAACACCAAGUUGUACGCUGUCUUUUACCAUUUCUUGAGGAGCGCCAGGAACUGAGAAAGAGCUGGAUGGCAAGGUGUCAGUCCAGACUUGCCAACAGCCUACCAGUUGAUGAGCAGCCAGAAUGUCGUCCUUACUGGACCAACGAAGACCUUGAUAUGCCUCUAUCCUUUGACUUGGAAGAAAAUAUUUCAUUUUUGAGGAAUCAACUCAUGUCUGCAGAUGGAGACAUUAAGAGCUGAUUUCCAAACGUCUUUCAGAUUCCUUGGCUGAGAUAAUCCAGUCCAUCCAGAUUUCUACUUGCUGCUUCAAGUCAAUAUUUUCAUUCUAAUAAAAGUUGGAUACAAAGAGACAAA
Hemiscyllium ocellatum (epaulette shark) is the source of this 1748-nucleotide messenger RNA. RefSeq names its product FTO alpha-ketoglutarate dependent dioxygenase (gene fto). Gene Ontology annotation, molecular function: broad specificity oxidative DNA demethylase activity; ferrous iron binding; mRNA N6-methyladenosine dioxygenase activity. Lineage: Eukaryota; Metazoa; Chordata; Chondrichthyes; Orectolobiformes; Hemiscylliidae. Bases 84 to 1634 code for a protein of 516 amino acids. The record is from RefSeq and is a predicted model, not a curated record. The transcript has 10 exons. Gene Ontology annotation, biological process: DNA alkylation repair; regulation of multicellular organism growth; RNA repair.